Messenger RNA from Suillus paluster, 1911 nucleotides. Its product is annotated as glycosyl transferase family 90-domain-containing protein. The transcript is spliced from 6 exons. Lineage: Eukaryota; Fungi; Basidiomycota; Agaricomycetes; Boletales; Suillaceae. Bases 1 to 1911 code for a protein of 636 amino acids. The record is from RefSeq and is a predicted model, not a curated record.
AUGUUUGCUCUCCGAGUCGCUCGCAAAUCUGUGCGAAGUUACACCUUCCUCGUGAUCUUUGGAUGUACCCUCAUCGCUUUCACCCUAGCCCCGAUAUCCAUCACUAAAUCAAUUGGCACACCACUUAAUACUAACUUUUCGGCGUACCUGCCUCUAUCAUAUCAAGCGCAUUGGCAUGCACCAAUUGUAGAUUAUCCUGCAGAUCCCCCACGGUCACCUCAUCUCGAAUCCGACUCCUGGAGUUUAGAGUCUGAUUCCCUCUACCCAGAACCUCUACUACGCCCCAUACCACGCCCUGCCCAUACUUUCCGCCCAGACGGUUUACUAGAAGUGAACCCAGACGGUCGACAUCCCAUCCUCGACCUUAUCGCACGUGCCGAACAAGAGUGGGACGCCAAGCUCGCUCAUGUCAGUCAAACACUACCCGAGGCAGUCCAUGAGUACCGUCGCAGAUACGCGAGGGCUCCUCCGCCAGGUUUUGAUAAAUGGUGGGCCUACGUCAAAAAACACAACGUCCAGCUACCAGAUGAAUAUGACCAGAUCCACCUCGAUCUCGCACCAUUCUGGGGUAUAGACCCCGUGCCCUUGGAGGCGAUCCAACGCGAUUGGGAGGCACACGUCCACUCAUACACCCUCGCUAAAUCUAGUCCGCUUGGGCCCUUGCACGUCGGAAAUGAGACACUGCCUGAAGACGAGGCUGCAAGGGAUCGUUUACUUAUCGGCGCCAACCAGCUGAUCGAUCUCUUGGUUGAGGUCGAAGAUGAUCUGCCCACAUUUAGGGCGGUGUUCAGCCCUCAUGAUAACCCUAACGUGUUUAUCACACACGAUAUGAGAAGAAGAGCCGUAGAGGCGGGUGAAAGGGGCGAAUAUAUCGAUCCUCUUAAUGAAGAUCCAGCACCAUUCACCAACGGCUGGAUCCAUGCAUGUCCCUUGGACUCCGUCGCACGAAACCCACUCCGGUCCCCAUCCACCACCCAAAAAGCAAAAACCUUCAUCUACGACCACCUCCAAGCAAUGGACCCCUGCGCACAUCCCUCCCACCUUUCCCAACAUGGUCAAUUCCUCGCUCACGGCACAGGACCCUCCGCCAACCCCUUCCCUGUCCCGCAAUUCAGUUACUGCUCCAGUCCUCUACACGCUGAUAUCCGAGUACCCGUACCUUUAUCAUGGGUGGAUGACGUCGAAGGCGAAAGAGAUGAAGAAGGUGCGUGGGAGAAAAAGGAAGAUGAGCGGCUUCUUUGGAGGGGGCUUAAUACGGGCAUUCAUCAUGCGAGCGAUAGACCUUGGAGGGAUUCGCAGAAGGAUCGGUUGGUGGAAAUUGCGCAGAGGACAGAUGGGAGCGUUGAGGUGUUGGUCAUGGACGAUCAUGGGGAUGGGGAGGGGAUGGAGGUGGAAGAAAUGAAGAAGGCGAGGAUGAACCCUGCGAUGCUCGAUAUUGCGUUUGCGGGGAGUCCUAGUCAGUGUGAGCCUGAAACAUGUAGGGAGUUGGAGGAGGGGUUUGAGUGGAGGAGGAGGAUGAGCGUUAGGGAUGCGGGGAGAUAUAAGUAUGUGCUUGAUAUGGAUGGCAAUGGGUGGUCGAGUCGGUUUAAACGGCUUAUCACGACCAACUCGCUCGUGUUCAAGUCUACGGUAUAUCCUGAAUGGUUCACAGACCGUCUCUCCCCUUGGGUUCACUACAUCCCCAUCCAAAUCGACUACUCCGACCUCUACGACGCCCUCCUCUUCUUCCGCGGUGACCCCUCAGGCCGAGGAGCUCAUGCAGACCUUGGAGCGAAGAUUGCGAGGAGCGGGAGGGAGUGGAGUAGGGCGUUUUGGAGGAAGGAGGAUAUGACUGCUUAUUUGUUUAGGUUAUUCCUCGAGUAUGCAAGAGUUAUGAGCGAGGAUAGAGACUCGCUUAAUUUCGAGUUGUAA